This is a messenger RNA of Exserohilum turcica Et28A, 1635 nucleotides long. RefSeq lists its product as uncharacterized. Gene Ontology annotation, cellular component: nucleus. The annotation marks the transcript as partial. The record is from RefSeq and is a predicted model, not a curated record. Gene Ontology annotation, molecular function: DNA binding. Lineage: Eukaryota; Fungi; Ascomycota; Dothideomycetes; Pleosporales; Pleosporaceae. The transcript is spliced from 2 exons.
ACCUGGGCUGCUCGAGCUGAUCGAAAGAAUGUUCCGCUCUCCACACUUCACCAUCGUUCUCGAGGACGGCGGUCUAAGCAAGAAGCCGCGCAAGGGCGGCAGUAUCUCACUCCAGAUGAGGAAACAGCUGUUGUCAAAUUCCUGCUAAUGAAAUCUAAGCUUGGACAUCCUGUGCGAAUCAAGUUCUUACCCUCCAUUGCCUUCAGCAUUGCCCGCCAGCGGCCAUCCGGGAAGAAGCCGAACAAGCCGCCGGGCCAGAAGUGGGCGCGAUGCUUCGCAAAGCGGCACCCAGAGAUCAAAGCGAGGACGGUCAAGCCGAUUGACUGGAACCUUCAUGAGAAGUACACGUACGAGAAGAUGGAACACUGGUUCAAGGUCAUUCAGGAAGUGCUUCAGGACCCCGCUGUGGUACCGGAAAAUGUCUACAACAUGGAUGAGACAGGCGUGAUGUUGAGCAUGCAAAACUGCGUAAAGGUACUGGUAGGUAAAGACGACCCGCGCGACUAUAGAGGCGCGGGCGUCAAACGAACUAUGGUGACAGCCAUUGAAUGCAUCAGCGCCGACGGUAGGGUAUUGCUGCCGCUGAUUAUCUGGCCAGCUUUGACGCAUCGGAGCAACUGGACCACGUAUCCGACGCCCGGCUGGCACUACGCGCACUCUGAGAAUGGAUACGAUAACUCCAAGAUCAGCUUGGAGUGGCUUAUGCGCGUGUUCGAUACGCAGACCAGAGAGACAGCUAACGGGAAACCACGUGUUCUAAUAUGUGAUGGCUUCGGAAGUCAUGAAACGGUGGAAGUGCUUGAGUUCUGCCUCGCUAACAACAUCAUUUUGUGUCGCCUUCCCUCUCAUACGUCACACAAACUGCAGCCUUGUGACGUCGCUGUGUUCGCUGCUCUGAAGGCAGCCUAUCGCGAUCAAGUCGACCGAUUGGGCCGAGGGGGCGUAGACACAAUCGGCAAGGAGCAUUUCACUUCUCUCUACAGCCCUGCAAGAGCACGGGCCUUUACUAAGAGGAACAUUACAUCUGCAUGGGCCGCUACAGGUCUGUUUCCGUUCAAUCCUGAACGAGUAUUGAGGGGCAUACCGAAGCCUGCUGCACACCCGGCUGUGCAGACAACUGCAACACCUACUACGCCAGUCACGCCAGUGAAUGUAGAAGAUGUGCGAUCGCUGUUCGAUAGAAUCAAGCCGCGUGCUGAGACGCUUGACGAGUCAAGCAAACACGAGCUACUAAGGGACACGCACAUGAUGGCGAAAGCCACAAGAAUAGCUAUUGCCGAGCGGUCUUUUCUGCAGGACCACAACCGGUUCUUGUCAAAGAUCAACGGCGAAGUCAAAGCGCGGCGGUCGACCAAGUUAUUGGUGUUGGGCACGGCGCAGGUGAUGAAGUACGAACAGCUGGUAGAGGCACAAGCGAGGCGUGCUGCAACAGCAGCAGCUGCCGCAAACAGAGCAAAGCGAGGACGCAAACGCAAGAGUGCUACGUUAGAGAGCAAAGCGCCAGAUGCGACAGCAGAAACAGCGCAGGCUAGUCGUGUGUCAGGACCCUGGAGAGCACCAGUUGCGCGAAUGGUUGCAGGAGAUUGCCAAGUAAUUCUGGUGGAAAAGAGUUAUAGAUGUUUAAUUGAUAGUAAA